AGCUGUUCCAGGCAGACGUGGACGAGUUUUGUCAGUAUUACGGUCGGAGAGACGGCGGCGCCUGCUUCCCGGACUACCAGCGAAAGCCACCUCUGCGAGGGCAGGAGUCCAACUACCUGGGGGACGAGAAGAUAGAGGAGAUCAGCAGGAAACACAAGCACAACUGCUACUGUGCCCAGGAGGUGCUGAGUGGCCUGCGGCAGCCUGUGGCCGUGGUGCAUUGUGGGGACGGCUCGCAGCGGCUCUUCGUUCUGGAGAGGGAGGGCGUGGUGCGAAUACUCACCCCCGAUCUCGAGGUGCUGAAGGAGCCCUUCCUGGACAUCCACAAGCUGGUGCAAAGCAGCCUCAAGGGCGGAGAUGAAAGGGGCCUGCUGAGCCUGGCAUUCCAUCCCAAUUACAAGAAGAACGGCAAGCUGUACGUCUCCUACACCACCAACCAGGAGCGCUGGGCCAUCGGGCCGCACGACCACAUCCUGCGUGUGGUGGAGUACACCGUGUCCAGAAAAACCCCGAACCAGGUGGACACUAGGACGGUGCGGGUGCUGAUGGAGGUGGCGGAGCUGCAUCGGAAGAACCUGGGAGGCCAGCUGCUGUUCGGCCCGGACGGCCUGCUGCACAUCAUCCUGGGAGACGGCAUGAUCACCCUGGAUGACAUGGAGGAGAUGGACGGGCUCAGUGAUUUCACCGGGUCUGUUUUGAGGGUGGAUGUGGACACAGACAGCUGUGCGUCUUCUUACACAAUACCGCGGGACAACCCGUACUUCAACAGCACCAACCAGCCUCCGGAAAUAUUCGCCCACGGCCUGCAUGACCCAGGCAGGUGCGCAGUCGACCGUCUUCAGUCCGACAACGGCAGUCUGGUGAUCCUAUGCACGGACGCGAGUGGGAAGAACUCUUCAGCUGGCAGGAUACUCGAGAUCGCUAAAGGAAAAGAUUAUGAACAUGAGUCCUCUGUGUACGACCUGCAGGCCAGCGGCGGCGCCGUGCCGGUGGGCGGCUUCAUCUACCGGGGCUGCCAGUCCCGGAGGCUCUACGGCAGCUUUGUGUUCGGGGACACGAGUGGCAACCUGAGGAUCCUCCAGAAGGUCCCGUCGCCGGCCCCCGCCAGCCCAGCGGAGCAGUGGCAGGAGAGGCCCCUGUGUCUGGGCCCCGCCGGCUCCUGUGGCUCCACGCUGGUGGGACACAUACUGGGCUUCGGGGAGGACGAGCUUGGCGAGGUCUACAUUCUAGCGAGCAGUAAAAGCAUGGCGCAGUCUCACAGUGGGAAGCUCUACAAGCUGGUGGACCCCAAAAGGCCCCAGGUGCCCAAGGAGUGCCAACGGCCCCUGGAGCCCCCAGAGCUGCUGAUGACCGCCUGCUCCAGACAUUGCAAGAACGGACACUGCACACCCACGGGCAAAUGCUGCUGCAGCCACGGCUGGGAGGGGCCUUUCUGCCGGAUCGCCAAAUGUGAGCCGGCCUGCCGUCACGGGGGGGUGUGCAUGGAGCCCGACACGUGCCUCUGCAAAAGCGGCUACUCGGGGGCCCAGUGCGAGACGGCCGAGCGGGGCAUGCCCAGCGACCAGGAGAAGGACGGCAUCCUGGACCACAUCAUCGACAUGACCUCCUACCUGCUGGAUCUCACGUCCUACAUCGUAUAGAGAGAGGGAGAGAGAGGGAGAGAGAGAGAGAGAGAGAGAGAGAGAGAGAGAGAGAGAGAGAGAGAGAGAGAGAGAGAGAGAGAGAGAGAGAGAGA
Gadus morhua (Atlantic cod) is the source of this 1735-nucleotide messenger RNA. It is a transcript of the gene hhip, whose product is annotated as hedgehog interacting protein. The record is from RefSeq and is a predicted model, not a curated record. Lineage: Eukaryota; Metazoa; Chordata; Actinopteri; Gadiformes; Gadidae.